AUGAACCACGAUGUGCUUGUCUUCGAAUCACGUCCUCCGUCCAAAAUAUUACCCCUACUUGUCUGCCUUCGACCAUCAGUCAAUUAUCCAACUUCACUCUCAACUACACACUUUGUUCAAAAAGCAUUCUCUGCCUACCUGAGAACCACAAUAAACAGCUCAUCUACUGGCUAUCGUCUACUUCUUCCUGCUUAUGCUCGAAUCACCAAAAACUUCGCGGAUUCAGUAUCAUCAUUUGUAUUGCUUGAGACACUUGGUACCGAACUUUGA
This is a messenger RNA of Adineta ricciae, 270 nucleotides long. NCBI's taxonomy places the organism in Eukaryota, Metazoa, Rotifera, Eurotatoria, Adinetida, Adinetidae. The record is from the annotation of a GenBank genome assembly.